Molecule: messenger RNA, 993 nt
Organism: Gastrolobium bilobum
Lineage: Eukaryota; Viridiplantae; Streptophyta; Magnoliopsida; Fabales; Fabaceae
Exons: 2
Coding region: 1-993 (330 amino acids)
Source: RefSeq, a predicted model, not a curated record
AUGGGGGAUUCACACCAAGGAAUUAAGAAAGGAAAGGGCAAAGAGAAAGAGAACUAUGAAUCUUGGACCAUGAAUGAUACUAAUGAAUUGUUGCACCUCUUGGUGGAUGCUAUCAACAAUGGAUUGCGUGAUGCUAACGGAUCACUUAGCAAACAAAAUGUAGAAGGAGUGAUACUUCAUCAUCUUAAUGCAAAGUCUAGGUUUCCUAAAACUUAUAAUCAUUACUUGAGUAGGCUAAAGUGGUUGAAGAACCAAUAUAACAAAAUGUCGACGCUUAUGCGUAACAACUCUGGCUUUGGGUGGGACGCAGUUACAAAGACGUUCACUGCUAGUGAUGAAGUAUGGGAAGAUUACUUGAAGUCUCAUCCAAGUCACGACAAGCUUAGUGAAAAGAGUGCAAUUGAUUAUGAAGAAUUGAAGAUUGUCUUUGGUGGUGCAACUGCUACUGGGAAUGGUUCCAUUGCAUUAGGCACUAAUGAUACCGAUGCUACAACUCUUGGAGAAGAAAAUAGGGAUUCCAGGAUAGAAGACUUUGUGUAUGAUCCUAUCAACGAUGCCUUCAUAACACCAAAUCACUAUGAACCACUCGACCAUUCUCUAUCAUCCUACCAAUGUAGUCAACCAUCUCAUUUCACUUUAGAUUCAGAGAUUCACACUGAAGAAAAAAGUCACAGUAAGCGAAGUAGAUCUGAAUAUGAAGGGGAUUCUACCUCAGUUGGGACCAAAAAUCAAGCUAAAGUUCUAGAAAAUCUUUCAAUUGGCAUUGGGACUAUUGCUAGCAAUUUGGAAAAAGUGUCUAAACUAAUGGAGGAAAGAGAAAGAGAUAGAAAAAGAGAAGGUAAUAUUUGGAAUGCUAUAAAAGAGAUUCCAAAUUUGGAGGAUAAGACUCGAUUCUUGGCAGUUGAUUUGCUUAAUACUAAAGCAAAGAAGGACUUGUUCUUGAGCAUGUCAUUAGAAGAGCGCUUUUCUUGUAUAAAUUUCAAGCUAGGGUGA